AUGAAGGUGAAGCUGGACCCCCUGGACACUCGGCUCUAUGCAGACCCUUCCCUGCCACAGGCAGGAUCCUGGAGGGCUUCUGGGCUUCCCUCAGGACCUCCACAGUUGCCUCCUGUGGUCACUGGACCAUCCCUGGACACUGCCCGUGCUCACAUGCUGGCUCUAGGGCCCCAAAAGCUGCUGGCGCAGGAUGAGGAGGGAGACACGCUCCUGCACCUGUUUGCGGCACGGGGGUUGCGCUGGGCAGCAUACGCCGCAGCUGAGAUGCUCCAAGCAUACAGACAUCUGGACAUUCGUGAGCAUAAGGGCAAGACCCCUCUUCUGGUGGCUGCUGCUGCCAACCAACCCCUGAUUGUGGAGGAUCUACUGAACCUGGGAGCGGAACCCAAUGCCACUGACCAUCGAGGACGUUCUGUCUUACACGUGGCCGCUACGUAUGGGCUCCCAAGAGUCCUCUCGGCUGUAAUUAACUCAGGGGUUCGAGUUGACAUAGAAGCCAGAGACUUUGAGGGCCUCACCCCACUCCACACAGCCAUCCUGGCCCUCAACGUGGCUAUGCACCCACCUGACCUGUAUCCCCCAGUACUGAGUACCCAGGCCCAGGACAGGCUGGCUUGCGUCAAGAUGUUGCUGCACAUGGGUGCUGAUCACACCAGCCAGGAAAUCAAGAGCAACAAGACUGUUCUGCACUUGGCUGUGCAGGCUGCCAACCCGACCCUGGUUCAGCUGCUACUGGCACUGCCACAGGGAGACCUGCGGGCCUUUGUCAACAUGAAGGCCCAUGGGAACACCGCCCUCCACAUGGCAGCCGCCCUGCCCCCUGGGCCGGCCCAGGAGGCCAUUGUGCGGCGCCUGCUGGCAGCUGGAGCAGAUCCAACACUGCGCAACCUGGAGAACGAGCAGCCUGUCCACCUGCUACGGCCUGGGCCGGGCCCCGAGGGGCUCCGGCAGCUAUUGAAGAGGAGCCGAGUGGCACCCCCAGGCCUGUCCUCUUAGGACGCAAACCCAGAACCUGG
Molecule: messenger RNA, 1016 nt
Organism: Budorcas taxicolor (takin)
Lineage: Eukaryota; Metazoa; Chordata; Mammalia; Artiodactyla; Bovidae
Gene: NFKBID
Product: NFKB inhibitor delta
Exons: 9
Coding region: 1-996 (331 amino acids)
Biological process (GO): regulation of gene expression
Cellular component (GO): nucleus
Molecular function (GO): protein binding
Source: RefSeq, a predicted model, not a curated record